GAGGUGAUGUGAACCUCUUGCCUCAAAUCAGCAUUUUUUUUCUGCAUUAUCUAAAUGUAAAAGUGACGUGGUGAGGUUUUAGGUAGGGCCAGUUAAAUAAACUGAAAUAAGUACUGUUAUUUAACACUAUUACAGCCUGCUGUUAUAAAUUACAACCUGGCUGUCUAUUAUGAUUAUGAAAGGGAAUGGUGCUCUCUUCUUAAGCGUAUUGUGGGUUUCACCAGAAGACCAAGCACAGAUGUCUGAAAAGAGCUAGAGCUUUAAAUUCAAAAGGUGUCUGGCUCUGAUGAGAUUGAGGAGGGAAGCGUUGGAAGAGAGCUUCCCACUCAAGGCCAGUACUGCGCUUCUGGCAUUAAAACUGUGUGAUACACCUUCUGUGCCCCUUUUGAAAUAAGAUCUUGGAAAUUAAUGAAAGGAGGUAACCCCACACUAAUCCCUCUUUGUACUGUCGAGGAGAAGAAUGCGGUAAUGAGAAACUGAGUGACUUGACUAAAGCCACGUGAGGAGUUUGUAGCAGAGUCAAAAGUAGAUCCAAGCUCUCAGCUGCCAGGUUUUGGCACUGAAAUGCUUCUUUUGGUUGACUGUGGACACAUACGUGAGCAGUUGUUUGUGAAGCUUGUUAUCACUGUGCACUUAUUCGGACCCACUCGUUGCCACUGAACGUACCAAUAAAGUCUGUCUUUUGGCCUCAGUGACCUGAGGUGGGUUAGGAUUAUGGAGGUUCGUGUCCCUGUCACAUAAAAUGGAUUAUAUCCCCCAGGGUUAGCGGGAAUUUGAUACCUCAUUGAGAUCAGCUGUACUCUGUUCUGUAUAGGGAAAAACACUCCCAUCUCUGUUUGCAGCAUCAGUUUUCUGUUCCUUCUCUUGUAUGAAGAAUGGAACAGGCUAAGUUUGAAGCCCACAGGAGGUGUUACGUGUGGUACGGAAAUGAUAGAGAGUCGGGGCUCUGAUUCAUUGGUGGGGAUGGCAUAGCACAGAUGACAUCUCAGCUCCCAGCUGCCCACCCCACCCUGCUCCCCGUUCCUGGACAGCUGAGCCACAGUGAAUCACCUGCUGAAUCACUGAGUUUUGAACGUGAUGUUUUGAGGUAAAUCAUCACUGCUGAUGGUUUGCCUUAAAACUCCUGACUGCAAACUGCAGGAGUUCAUCAGCUGAUCGAUGAGCAGCUCAGCACGCAGGAGGCUGGGCUGGUGAGCUGCUGCGGCCUCGAGAGCUGCACCGUGCUGCUGGAGGGGAGCCCUGACAGUGUGCAGAGGAAAGGAUGCCGCAGACACCUCCCUUUGCAGCGAUGUUUGACAGCAGCGGCUACAACAGGAAUCUCUAUCAGUCCAAAGAGGACAGCUGUGGAGGCCUCUAUUACCAUGACAACAACCUCUUGUCAGGGUCUCUGGAAGCUCUGAUCCAGCACUUAGUACCCAACGUAGAUUACUAUCCUGAUAGGACGUACAUAUUCACCUUCCUUCUCAGUUCACGCCUCUUCAUGCAUCCCUACGAGCUCAUGGCCAAAGUUUGCCAUCUGUGCAUUGAGCAGCAGAGACUAAGUGAGCCUGGCCUGGACAAGAACCGGAUACGAAAAAUUGCACCCAAAAUCCUGCAGCUGUUGACUGAAUGGACAGAGACGUUUCCUUAUGAUUUCCGAGAUGAAAGAAUGAUGAGAAACUUAAAGGAGCUGGCACAGAGAAUAGCCAGUGGUGAUGAGAUGUAUCGGAAGAACGUACAGCAGCUCCUCCAGAACCUGCUUCGAAAGCUCGCAACUGUUAGCCAGUAUGAGGAAGUACUUGCAAAAAUUAAUGCAACGUCCACAGAUCGCCUCACGGUCUUAAAGACCAAGCCCCAGUCCAUCCAGAGGGACAUAAUCACAGUCUGCAACGAUCCCUACGCAUUAGCUCAGCAGCUUACACACAUAGAGCUUGAGAGACUUAAUUAUAUUGGACCAGAAGAAUUUGUCCAGGCAUUUGUGCAAAAGGACCCUUUGGAUAAUGACAAGAGCUGCUACGGAGAUCGAAAGAAGACCCGUAAUCUGGAAGCCUAUGUAGAAUGGUUCAACAGGCUCAGUUACUUGGUUGCAACAGAAAUCUGUAUGCCUGUGAAGAAGAAGCACAGAGCAAGAGUGAUAGAAUAUUUCAUUGAUGUGGCACGGGAAUGUUUUAAUAUUGGCAACUUUAACUCCUUAAUGGCUAUUAUUUCUGGCAUGAACAUGAGUCCUGUCUCUCGAUUAAAGAAAACGUGGGCAAAAGUGAAGACAGCCAAGUUUGAUAUUCUUGAGCAUCAGAUGGACCCUUCCAGCAAUUUUUAUAAUUACCGGACUGCUCUGCGUGGAGCCGCUCAGAGGUCCCUGACAGCUCAUAGCAACAGAGAGAAGAUCGUGAUACCUUUCUUCAGCCUCUUGAUCAAAGAUAUUUACUUCCUCAAUGAGGGCUGUGCCAAUCGUCUUCCAAAUGGUCAUGUCAAUUUUGAAAAAUUUUGGGAAUUAGCAAAACAAGUCAGUGAAUUUAUGACAUGGAAACAAGUGGAGUGUCCAUUUGAAAGGGAUCGGAAGAUUCUGCAGUAUUUGCUCACCAUCCCAGUCUUCAGUGAUGAUGCACUUUACUUGGCUUCUUAUGAGAGCGAAAGUCCUGAGAAUCACAUUGAAAAGGACAGAUGGAAGACUCUGAGGUCAACGCUUCUGGGCAGAGUCUAAUGCAAGAGAUGGCUGCUGUUUCUGCUGUUGCUACAUUUUGUGGCUCAUCAAGGGGCAUGGCGUGGUUUAUUUCUUUGUGUACUGAGCAGCGUUCAAGGUGAUGAAAACUGCAGUCAGUUGAAAUACCUUGUCAACAAAGAUGAGACAAGUUAACUCAAGAACAAACAGGCAGCUUCUCACAUCAGACAGAUGAAAUUAAAUCACAGCCCACUCUUGGCUUAACUAUUGAUUGAAGACAGCGCUGGCAGAACCCUUUGAAGAGCUCAGAUGCCGCCUAUGAAUCAUUUCACACCUGGAUGAAGUAUUUUUCCCCCUCCUUAUGCUGGAGCUAGCUGCUACAAGGACUCUGCAGAGUUAAUACUGGAUUAUGGAGGGGAAAAAAUUACCAUUCCUUUCAGUGAAAUCCAGGUUUGCAUUGAAGAACUUCAUUCAUAAUAAGCUGAAUAUAGGAACUUGGCCUGACUGGGAUUGCUAACAAGGGAAAGGACUGGACACAACGUAUUGGCUGCUGGGGAGGGAGAGUUUCUCCCCGCCACUGUAAUGGUGGCUAUUUUUUUUCUUUUUCCAUUAUGUUUUUGAGUUGGCUGCUGGCAGACAAACUCAUUAUUAAGUUAUUUAAAAAUAUAAAGUAAUAAAAAUUAAGGCUGUGGUAGAAAACACACCUGGUAGAAAAAUAUAGUAGCUCUGUAGCUUGGACUAUUUUACAACUUCUAGAGAGCUUUUUUUUUUCUUUCUUUCAGUUGUUUACAACUAACCACUACAUGCUACAGACAUUCUUAUUUUUACUAUGCUGUUUUGUUACUCUUAUUUUCCAUACUUGACCUUCUUUUAUUAUGUUGAACAAGCUGAAUUUUCUAGAAUGGUCUUUGAGAAACUGAUGUACAAGCUAUGUUAAAAUAUGAAAGUAUGUUUUUAAAUCAUUUUUAUAAUAGCUUUUUUGAGAGGGUAACAAUGGAGAACACAAUCCAGUAUGACAGAAAUAGCAAGAUGCCAAAAAGGAAAAGAAAAAAAAAAAAGAGGCUUCUUCUCAACUACAUCUGUGAACAAAGCAGUCUCCCUUUGUUUGCUUUAUGGAUUAUAGUUAUGACUGUGAAGUAGUUCACUGUGUUACACACCUAAUAAGUUUGUAGUAGCUCUGAAUAUUUAGCCACUCUAUUUAUCCUAGGAAGAACCUGAUGAGGAAAAAAAGAAACUGUAGCUGUAGAUCACCCUGGAUGUGAAAUUACUAAGCAAAGGCACAUACUUGGAAAAACAGGUAUUUGCAAUUAUCCUGCCACUGUUACUUAAAAAAAAAAAAAAAAAAAAGGCAAAGAAAUAAGAAUAAAGAUAUCUAUUUGUUGCACUGUA
Cygnus olor (mute swan) is the source of this 4027-nucleotide messenger RNA. It is a transcript of the gene RASGEF1B, whose product is annotated as RasGEF domain family member 1B. Gene Ontology annotation, molecular function: guanyl-nucleotide exchange factor activity. Gene Ontology annotation, biological process: Ras protein signal transduction; positive regulation of GTPase activity. Gene Ontology annotation, cellular component: plasma membrane. The record is from RefSeq and is a predicted model, not a curated record. Bases 1262 to 2680 code for a protein of 472 amino acids. NCBI's taxonomy places the organism in Eukaryota, Metazoa, Chordata, Aves, Anseriformes, Anatidae. The transcript is spliced from 14 exons.